Messenger RNA from Sinocyclocheilus anshuiensis, 928 nucleotides. Its product is annotated as forkhead box C1-B-like. Gene Ontology annotation, molecular function: RNA polymerase II cis-regulatory region sequence-specific DNA binding; DNA-binding transcription factor activity, RNA polymerase II-specific. NCBI's taxonomy places the organism in Eukaryota, Metazoa, Chordata, Actinopteri, Cypriniformes, Cyprinidae. The transcript has 2 exons. The annotation marks the transcript as partial. Gene Ontology annotation, biological process: cell differentiation; anatomical structure morphogenesis; regulation of transcription by RNA polymerase II. The record is from RefSeq and is a predicted model, not a curated record.
GUGACGGAUGCGGGAAGUUCACAGGUUUUCCCUAUUCACUGCCUUCUCCACGUAAGACCAUUGCCUCUCGUUCGCCUGGACAGCGAAGACCUGAACAUCCGCUUGGGAAGAAACUUUGAAUGAGAAGUUUUGAGACAAGACACUGAAGGAAAAGCAGGAGAGCGUUGGAGAGAGGGGUACGAUGCAGGCGCGCUACCCCGUGUCUAGCCAAAGCCCUCUAGGCGUAGUGCCUUAUAUCACCGGGGAUCAAGGCUUUUAUCGAGCCGCUGCCGGAGGUGGAUAUUCCGGUAUGCCUGCGCCUAUGAGCAUGUACUCUCACGCAGCGCACGAGCAAUACCCCGGCGGCAUGGCCCGCGCAUACGGGCCGUACGCCCCUGCGCAGCAGCCCAAGGACAUGGUCAAACCUCCGUAUAGCUACAUCGCGCUCAUCACCAUGGCCAUCCAGAACUCAGCCGACAAAAAGAUCACGCUGAAUGGGAUCUACCAGUUUAUCAUGGAGCGCUUUCCAUAUUACCGGGACAAUAAGCAAGGCUGGCAGAACAGCAUACGGCAUAAUUUGUCGCUCAACGAGUGCUUUGUCAAGGUGCCAAGAGAUGAUAAGAAGCCUGGUAAGGGCAGCUACUGGACUCUAGACCCGGACUCAUAUAACAUGUUUGAAAACGGCAGCUUCUUGCGACGGAGGCGCCGCUUCAAGAAGAAGGACGUGCUGAGGGACCGAGAGGAGCGGGACCGGCAGGGCAAAGACAGCCAGGGACAAGCGUGCGAGCAAGACGCGCAGCAGCCAGUGAAGCUCCGGGAUAUAAAGACCGAGAACGGGGCCUGCACGCCCCCGCAGGACAGCACUUCACCCCUCAGCACCGUGCCUAAAACGGAGAGUCCAGACAGGAGCGGUGGGAGUGCGUGUAGCGGGAGUCCUCAGUCGCAAACG